AUGGCUGCUGCUGACCCCAUCCUGUCCCCUGAGGAGGUGGCUUUGCUGGUCCUGGACAAGGUGACCUUGGACACCCCCUUGGAAAAAAACCUGGAUCAGCACCCAAGGGACCACGGUGCCACCCUGCCAUGGGACCAGUGCCACCCCAGUGGGGACCAGUGCCACCCCAAGGCCCCACCAGAACCCCUGGAGCCAAAGAGCUGCUCCCCCCCUGAAGGUGACACCCUGGAGGACUCUGUCCCCAAGUGUCCCUCGAUGGAAGCCAAGGAUGAGGACCCCCCCUUGACCCCCCCCCACGUUUUUGUCCCCAUCGACCCCCACUGCAUCGAGCAGACCCCUGGCAAACCCAAAAAACCCCCGAACCCCCAAACCCAGGCGGGCUGGAGGGGAGGUUCUGAGAGACCCCAAACCCUCCCCCCCAAACCUUUCCAACCCCCCCACCCCACCCGUGCCCCCAUCUUGGCUUUUGAGGGCCUGGUGGCCAAGACUCCCCCAAGCCGGGGGGAACCUCGGUGUCCCUGGGCUGGGGGCUGCAGGGACAACCUCAAAGCCGUGGCUUCGGGUUUUGGGGCUUUGUUCCUCUGUCCCUGCUUCCUCUACGGGGCCUUCGUCUUCCUCCCCUUCGAUGCCCCCCCCCUGCCCACCCCCGCCGCCCGCCUCGUCUACACCCUGCGCUGCGCCGCCUUCGCCACCUUCCCCAUCCUCCUGGGGAUGAUCGUCAGCGGCGUUUCCCGCCUCUGCUCCUCCGCCCUGGAGCCUUUUGGGGAGCUGGAGCGGGAGCUGGAGCUGCACCGCACCUACGUCUCCCAAUCCAUCCAGCUUUUCAUCCUCUACUUCUUCAACAUGGCCGUGCUGGUCACCUACCUCCCCCAGGAGCUCCUCAAGCUCAUCCCCCUCCUCACCGGGCUCUUUGCCAUCUCCAGGUUAAUUUUCUGGCUUUCCUACGCCAUCGGCCGUUCCUUCCGGGUUUUUGGCUUUUCCAUGACUUUCCUGCCACUCCUGGCCAUGCAGCUCUGGAAUCUCUACAGCAUGUUUUUCCUGGAGCCUGAAAACCUCUUUGCUCUGGGAACACCAAAACCUGAGGAGAAUUCCAAGGAAAGGGGAACCAAACUCCGGUAUUGGGGUUGAGGGAAGGAAGGGGGUGGGGGGCUGCACCCCAAGAGCCUC
Molecule: messenger RNA, 1167 nt
Organism: Calypte anna (Anna's hummingbird)
Lineage: Eukaryota; Metazoa; Chordata; Aves; Apodiformes; Trochilidae
Gene: TMEM79
Product: transmembrane protein 79
Exons: 3
Coding region: 1-1128 (375 amino acids)
Biological process (GO): regulated exocytosis
Cellular component (GO): trans-Golgi network membrane; lysosomal membrane
Source: RefSeq, a predicted model, not a curated record